Messenger RNA from Lucilia cuprina (Australian sheep blowfly), 397 nucleotides. Its product is annotated as PI-stichotoxin-She2b-like. The coding region runs from base 55 to 321 and encodes 88 amino acids. The transcript is spliced from 2 exons. The record is from RefSeq and is a predicted model, not a curated record. NCBI's taxonomy places the organism in Eukaryota, Metazoa, Arthropoda, Insecta, Diptera, Calliphoridae. Gene Ontology annotation, molecular function: serine-type endopeptidase inhibitor activity.
UUUUUAAUCAUAAACAAUUCAAACUUUCGUAAAUUUGUUCACUGCAAAAUCAAAAUGAAAUUCUUACACAUUUUGACAUUAUUAUUGGUGGCUUUGGUGGCCUAUACCUCGGCCCAGAGAUGUGUAGGCAGACCACGCAAUCCUUCCUGUGUUGGUCCUCGACAUGUGGGUCGCCGUGGUCGCGGCUGCACUCCUCGCACCAUGUGGUAUUAUGAUGCUCGUUCUCGCCAAUGUCGUGAAUUACGUUAUUUGGGUUGUGGUGGCAACAACAAUCGCUGGUGCACUCGUGCCGCCUGUGAACAGAGAUGUCGUCGUCGUUAAAUAUCGGAUUCCAUAGAGAAAUUCUAAUUGUUUCCAAAAUAUAUAAUAAAAUAAUAUAGUUGUUGCUUAUAUCGAA